AAGCAAACGCCGGAGAGGCCGCUGAGAGUCUAAAACUCUCUGAUCUGAUUAAUUCAGGAAUAUCUCGGAGCAGCGUUUGUAGCUCUCUGUUGCUCCGUGGUGCAGCGAUUAUCGAUUAUUGUAAUUCAGUAACAAUUUGUUUUCGUGCAAAAGCAUAACUAAGAUUUAAAACAAACGUUAUUUGGCCUGUUAGGCAAUUAAAAGUAAGGCGCAGAGGUACCUCUGAUUGUCUGCAACAAGAUCAGCGCGGGCAUCUCACCGGUUCCGGUGAAGGGGUGUUUGAGGAGUGAAGGGGGGCGAAUCCGUUCCGUUUCUCUUGAAUCCGCCUCUCUCUCUCUCCGUUAUCCGCACGGUGAGAGUAUCCAACGCGCUUUAGAGACUCUUCUUCCGUCCUCGGACCCUUUAAGGCAAACAGGAGCGAGGACCAAUCGCCGAGCCAUCACGGCGGCCCCGGAGAAGAGGAAGCUGUUUACAGGAGCUCGGGUGCUAAUUAAGCUGAACAGAAUCUCCGCCACAACUCGGCCAGGAACCGGUUCGUGUGCGUCCAUGGAGCGCGCGGAGAAGCAAAGCGCGUCCGCCGUCGCCAUGUGUGCAUUUUGUACAGAGUUUUGAAAAAAUCUUUUCGCUUUCCCAACUCGACACUCUGUAACUUAUUUAUUCCUGACUCAACUUUUUUGGUGGAGUAUUUUCCCCUCUGAUCCACGGACUUCACGUUAACACUGAGCGGCGGAAAUAUUUUCCCGGUUUUUAAGCACCAUGUUUCAGCCCACGCCGAAGAGAUGUUUCACGAUAGAGUCUUUGGUAGCGAAGGAUAAUAAUCCUCCUCCUCCUCCUGUUCUAUCGGCGUCCAGAUCCGAGGAUCCCACGCGACCCACGGCGGCGGCGCUCAGUUACGCCGGUGCGAGCCACGUGAGCCCGUUUCUCAAUGGCUUCACCGGCGCGAGGGGCGUCUACUCCAGCGCGGACCUUGUAUUCGCCGAGGCCAUGUCGCACGCGCCCAACUCGGCCGUGCCCGUUCACCCGGUCGUUCCUGCUCCCGCUCCCCAUCCGCCUCCACCUCCGCCGCCGCCGCACGCGCUCGCCGCGCACCACGCGCUCACAUCCUCGCACGGGCCGCACGCGCUCUUUGCCAGCCAGCAAAGAGACCCCGCAACUUUUUACCCGUGGUUAAUACACAGAUACAGAUACCUGGGGCACAGAUUUCAAGGAAACGAAACGAGUCCGGAGAGCUUCCUUUUGCACAACGCGCUCGCCAGGAAGCCCAAGCGGAUCCGCACGGCGUUCUCCCCGUCUCAGCUGCUCCGGCUCGAGCACGCGUUCGAAAAGAACCACUACGUCGUGGGAGCGGAGCGGAAGCAGCUCGCGCACAGCCUCAGCCUCACAGAAACUCAGGUCAAAGUUUGGUUUCAGAACAGAAGAACGAAAUUCAAGCGUCAGAAACUGGAGGAGGAAGGCUCGGACUCGCAGCAGAAAAAGAAAGGCACGCAUCACGUGAACCGGUGGCGGCUCGCGACAAAACAGGCGAGUCCCGAGGAAAUAGACGUCACGUCGGACGAUUAAAAAAACAAAAAACAACCCAAAUAAUGAACUAAAUAAUAAUUAAAAAAAAAGACUCGAGGUGUUUUUGAAGCCUGGAUAGUACGACGUGGAGUGAAGUGUAUACACGGAUAAAGGACGCCGUGAAAGACAGAAAAAGAGAAAGAGAGAGAGAGAGAGAGAGAGAGAGAGCAAAGCCAAUUUCUCUUCUUCGGAUCUCGGCAGCUGGAGGGUGAGAAAAUCCUACCGCUGUCACCACGAGGAAACUGUCAAUACUGUUUUCCACGUUGCCAAGGCAACAUGAUUGACAGGUAGUACAUGGCCACGCCCCCCGCCCCACCUCAUCAACUUCACUUUAAAAAAAAAAAAACACAACUCCUAAUACGCAUAGGACAUUUGCACUUUUUUGAGAAUUUUUCUUUUCUUUUCUUCAAACCUACCAAAAUAUUUUUUUUUUUGGCAAAACUUGAAUUGCAUGAUAAAGAGCUAUUUUUUUUCUUCCUGGGGGGCGGAGGUGAAUUUAAUUUAACCCUUCUUGCAAAGUAAACUUUAUUCGGAUUCUCUUUUUAAAUCUGGGAAAAAAUGUCGUGUGUGUUUUGUUUUUUUCCUUUUCUUAAAAAAAAGAACAGUGUGCAGUCUUUGAAUUUAUAAUUAUCGUGUCCAAGUGGUUGUGAAAACGAUAUGAAGUAGCAAUGCUGCGUUAAAGUGUUUUUUAAUAAGUAAAAAAAAAUGAACAAUUACAAAAACAAUUAUAAAAAAAAGAAGGUCAGUGACAUUCCUUGAAAUCUUUUUAGCUUUACCAUGACGCCCUAUUUUUGGUGCAUCUCCCCACAAAAUACUAAAAAAUUUAAUUGACGGCCGCCAAAGCAGCAAAAACUUCAAAA
Messenger RNA from Hemibagrus wyckioides, 2420 nucleotides. It is a transcript of the gene emx2, whose product is annotated as empty spiracles homeobox 2. The record is from RefSeq and is a predicted model, not a curated record. The transcript has 3 exons. Bases 757 to 1560 code for a protein of 267 amino acids. NCBI's taxonomy places the organism in Eukaryota, Metazoa, Chordata, Actinopteri, Siluriformes, Bagridae. Gene Ontology annotation, biological process: brain development; regulation of DNA-templated transcription; central nervous system development. Gene Ontology annotation, molecular function: DNA-binding transcription factor activity, RNA polymerase II-specific; DNA binding.